Messenger RNA from Trifolium pratense (red clover), 1894 nucleotides. RefSeq names its product 5'-nucleotidase SurE. Bases 353 to 1492 code for a protein of 379 amino acids. The record is from RefSeq and is a predicted model, not a curated record. NCBI's taxonomy places the organism in Eukaryota, Viridiplantae, Streptophyta, Magnoliopsida, Fabales, Fabaceae. The transcript has 10 exons. Gene Ontology annotation, molecular function: nucleotidase activity.
CUUUCAACUCAAACCGUUCAUUCUUCAUUUCCUACUUUGUCUCUCUUUCAUCAAUCCUUUCUUUUUUUAUCUCUAGAUUAUAACUUAGAUUAUUCAUAAUUAAUUUAAUUAAUCAAUCAAUCUAUUUUCUCUCUUGUGAUUAUUAAUUAAUCACUUUUCCAAUUCCACGUCGUACGUAAACACCGUUAGAACCGGUCUAUCAUCAUCAUCAUCAUCUCAAUUCUCAUCUAUUCUUUCUAUUCCUUUUUCCCCCUUUCACUUUCUCUAGGGUUUUUCUUUUCAAAUUUCCCAAUUCAAUUUCAAUUCAUCUUCUUCAAUUUCACCAUCAAUCUCACAACGACGUCGUUUCAAGAUGAUGAUGCCACCAGGCCUCGUUUCCAAUCUCCAAGAAGCACUUCAAAAUAGAAAAGGAACCGUUCCAAAACAACCAGAACCAGAAGAUUCAAACGACACCGUUUCUACCACCACCGAAGAAGAUAACCCUAUCGAAUUCGAUGAAUCCAAACCAAUUAUCUUGCUUACAAAUAGCGAUGGAGUUGAAUCACCAGGUCUUACACACCUAGUUGAAGCUCUCGUUCUUCAAGGCCUUUACAAUGUUCACGUUUGUGUUCCUCAAUCGGAUAAAUCUGUUUCUGGUCAUUCUGUUACAAUUCGAGAAACUGUGGAAGCUAUUUCUACUAAACUUAAUGGUGUUAUUUCUGCAUUUGAGAUUUCAGGAACUCCGGUGGAUUGCGUUUCAUUGGCUUUAUCCGGGGCCUUGUUUUCGUGGUCAAAGCCUGUUUUGGUUAUUAGUGGGAUUAAUCGGGGAUCAAGCUGCGGCCAUCAUACGUUCUACUCGGGGGUUGUUGCUGGAGCUAGGGAGGCAUUACUAAGUGGUGUACCAUCAUUAUCAAUAUCAUUAGAUUGGAAGAAAGAUGAAAGUCAAGAAACUGAUUUCAAGAAUGCAGUUGAAGUCUGUUUACCGUUGAUAAAUGCAGCUAUCAGGGAUGUUGAAAAGGAAACCUUUCCCAAAAACUGCUUUCUAAAUAUAGAAAUUCCGAGGUCACCUUCGAGCAACAAGGGCUUCAAAUUGGCCAAGCAAAGUAUGUGGAGAUCCACUCCAAAUUGGUUAGCUGUUUCAAAUAGCCGAUAUCCAACUGGUCAUUUCUUGGCCAACCCACAAGCUGGCCUAGGUCUUCAGUUUGCACAGCUUGGCCGAGAUGCCUCUGCAGCUGGUGCGGCUCGUCGGUUGGCUACACAAAAAAAGAAUUUGGAGAUUAUUGAAUCAACUGGAGCUGCAGGAAAAUCUGAUACAAACAGAGUGAAGAAAUACUUCAGACUAGAGUUUUUGGAAAAGCAGCAAGAAGAAACAGACGAUGAAGAUCUGGAUUACAGAGCACUGGAAAGUGGAUAUGUUGCAGUGACUCCGGUAUCUAUUUCUCCUCAUAUUGAGACCGAUAUUCAAACGGCAACUUCUGAUUGGAUUUCUACUGUGACUCCCGGAGGACAGUAAAUUAAAGAUUAAAGAUUCAGUGUGAUUGUGUUAUGUGUACAUCAGAGAUUUAUGAUAAUUCUUUCUUUUCAUUUUUCUUCCUUAAAGCAAAGAUGGAGCAGAAGUGGUAGUCACUCACACCAAUUCAAUAGUUGAUUUCUAUUUGUACUCUUUAUUUUUACAUUUUUUUUGGUUUCCUUCUUCAUUGUUUCAGUUCCUUUGGCCACUUAGUUAUUUCUGAUUUGAAGCAAAAGCUUCUUGUAAUUUCUUGGGCAUGUUUUAGAAAAAUGCCAUCUGGUCUGUUUGUAAUAUCUAUUACUAGCCAAACACUGCAACAGCUUGUAACAUUUUGUUCAUUUCUUUCAGAUAGUUAAACUUUGGUUUGAUGAUUGAUUUAUUGCAAUGUGCUCUUAAUUUAUUCAA